This is a messenger RNA of Lasiodiplodia theobromae, 471 nucleotides long. Its product is annotated as Thioesterase family protein. Bases 1 to 471 code for a protein of 156 amino acids. The transcript is spliced from 2 exons. NCBI's taxonomy places the organism in Eukaryota, Fungi, Ascomycota, Dothideomycetes, Botryosphaeriales, Botryosphaeriaceae. Gene Ontology annotation, molecular function: fatty acyl-CoA hydrolase activity. The record is from RefSeq and is a predicted model, not a curated record. Gene Ontology annotation, cellular component: mitochondrion.
AUGGCACAAGCAGAACUCAAGGCGCGUCGCCGCAGCGACUACAAGUUCCACCUUGAGUACCGGACGCGAUGGAGUGACAACGACAUGUACGACCACAUGAACAACAGCGUCUACUACUUCCUCUUCGACUCGGUCGUCAAUACCUACCUCAUCCAGCACUGCGCGCUACAUCCGCCCACCUCGUCCCAGAUCGGCCUCGUGGUCCACUCGCAUUGCGAUUACUUCGCGCCUUUGGGCUUCCCUGCCGUUGCCGACUUGGCGUUGAGGGUGAAUAAGCUAGGGAAGAGCUCCGUGACAUACGAAAUUGGCGUGUUCGAGAGAGGUAUCGAAGAAGUUAGGGCUGUCGGCGAGUUCGUGCACGUGUUUGUGGAUAGAGAUACGCGAAAACCAGGAACGAAUGGUAUGAGUGAAAAUCUGAGACAAGGUUUGGAGAAGAUCAUCGCCGAGAUGAGGCAUAAGUCCAGAUUGUAG